This is a messenger RNA of Meriones unguiculatus (Mongolian gerbil), 1860 nucleotides long. RefSeq names its product achaete-scute family bHLH transcription factor 4 (gene Ascl4). Lineage: Eukaryota; Metazoa; Chordata; Mammalia; Rodentia; Muridae. Gene Ontology annotation, biological process: regulation of transcription by RNA polymerase II; developmental process. Gene Ontology annotation, molecular function: DNA-binding transcription factor activity, RNA polymerase II-specific; RNA polymerase II transcription regulatory region sequence-specific DNA binding; protein dimerization activity. The coding region runs from base 698 to 1132 and encodes 144 amino acids. The record is from RefSeq and is a predicted model, not a curated record. The transcript is spliced from 2 exons.
GUGUCUAAUUUGUUUCUUAAAAGAUUUGAUAUCACAGAAGAAAAUCUUGGGCUUCCCCGGAGGCCCAAGGAGGACUUGACACGUCUUCUAACCACAAGAGAGCAGUCUUCCCUUUGAUGAGCGCUUCUUCACCACCACCGCAGAAAUGAAAGAGCAGGGGUAUGUUUGCAAACACCCUGAAAGCUCUUUCCUUCAGACCUGUACGCCGGAAACCACAAAGGCCACUCAAGUUUGGAGUUUCAAGGAGAAAGCCGGAGUAAGCUUUCGCUCUGCCAGCCAUCCGAUCUGCAAGUGCCUGGGAAGCUGGAUUCCUGAACAAGAUCCCGCUCCCUGAGAGUCACACUUGCUGACCCAGGAGUGAAUUACAGCAACUGGGCAACUUUGAAAGAUUAAUCGGUUUAGGGUGAGAUCGUCUUUUCAAGCUUGGCACCCUUUGUUAACUCUUGAACCAAACGUGGAUACGUCUUUGCCCCCUCUGGUGUGAGGCUUUAUAAAGAUCGGAGAAGAGUAACGAGCUUCGGAAAUCAAGCAAAGUUCCCUCCAAGUGUGUUUGCUUACCUAGCUUCUGGACCUAGAAACUUCUCCAAAGACAGACUGGGAAGUCGGAUGGACCAGCCUCUUGGCCACGAAAGCUUCAAGUGUCGUCUUCCUGCUGAGAGAAUCAUCUCUGGGUGAUCUGCGCGCUUUUCGGUGGAGGAUGGAAAAACGCAAACCGGCGGGAUUGCUGGCCCUUCCGUCCCCACUCUGUACCGCUCCGCUGGGUGCGCUGCCCUGUAGGGAGCCCUGUAGGGUCCCCGCGAGCCACAGUGCCGCCGACUGCCCGGGGAGUCGGCUGUGCCGGUCCCUGCCGCCGGGGGGUGUGGGUGAGCCCUCCUUUCUGUGCCAACGCAACGAGCGCGAGCGGCAGCGAGUGCGCUGCGUGAAUGAAGGCUAUGCUCACCUUCGCCAGCACCUGCCCCGCGAGCUGGCCGGCCAGCGGCUCAGCAAGGUGGAGACGCUGCGUGCCGCCAUCAGCUACAUCAAACACCUGCAGGAGCAGCUGAAGUGCCACAUGCCGGACUGCAACAGCGAUGGCGAGUCCAAAGCGUCCUCAGGGGCAUCGCCUUGCAGCGAGCCGGAGGAGCACAGCUAGCAGCACCUUGGGCCACCAGGCUUUCAUGAUAACUGGCUUCUUCUACUCUGGGCCCAAAUCUUAAGAAAAAGAAUUAAGUGCUUCUGGAUGGGGGAAAGAAAGUUGUUUUAAUGUUUGGAGGUUUUGGUUUUUUAUUAUUUUUUUCGCCCUGCACCUUCUUUGGUUUUGAGCUUCUAACUUACAAAUGCUUAAGGAUUAAGGAAACUAAUUUCUUGUACUUCUAACGCACAGAAGGACCGUCCUAAAUCUAUGAGGUAAUUUUAAAAACACGAAGGUCUGUAACAAACGUCAGCCAGAGAAGAAAACCACCCACUAUACGCAGAUGCACGCAUGCACACAGGGCAGUGCUUUAUGUGAGAGGAACAUUCUCACUCAUUCCUCCCCUUUAGGAAAGGUGCUGGACAUUUCAUCAACACUGCGCUGUGGAUGAAGGUGGCCGAGAUGAUACUCUAUUACACAUUUGUGGGACAUCGGCUGAACCUGAACACAGGCCUGAAUCACUGUGCUAAGAAGGGCAAUGCUUGAUACAUACUGCUUUAUCCAAAAGAAGUUUGGAAACUUUAGCAGAGACCAGAAGAGGAUAGAGUUAAUUGAACUGAAGUUACAAAUGGAUGUGAAAAACCACAUGGAUGCUCAGAAUUGAACCCAGGUCCUCUGAAAGAACAGUAAGUGUUCUAAGCCAUGGCUCCAACCCCAACCUCUUUAGAACAUGUAAAAACUAAGUUACA